This is a messenger RNA of Cyprinus carpio (common carp), 4074 nucleotides long. RefSeq names its product CYFIP-related Rac1 interactor A-like. Gene Ontology annotation, biological process: regulation of actin filament polymerization. The record is from RefSeq and is a predicted model, not a curated record. Lineage: Eukaryota; Metazoa; Chordata; Actinopteri; Cypriniformes; Cyprinidae. Gene Ontology annotation, molecular function: small GTPase binding.
UAUUCGCCAAGCCAUAUGGCACCAUGUGUGACAAAAAGAUGUGAAAAUACAAGGCGGAAAAGGCCACAGAAGUGUCUGAAUGCAACUGCAUUCUGUCUGCCCACUUUGUGAUGGUGCAGAUUUUCUCAGUUUCAGCACAAACAGCAGAGUCACAACUCCAGUCAAAAAUAGCCUAUGAACAGAUGCCAUGCAGAAACAUUUAUAGUCAUUAGUUUCCAUCUUUGAAGCCAUGCUUAUUUAGUACAGUCAGCCGCUCAUCUCUUUAUGCAGUAAUGAAACCAGCAGAUAUCUGAGACAAAAGCUUUAGUGUUAAAGUUAUGCAACCUGCUGGAUGUGGCAUUACAAAAAAUAUGCAUUUCCCUUGUUAAGUCUGGAGAAGUCUGAGUGGAUCAGAGAGGGACAGUGAGAUAUUGCUGUGUAAGCACAAGUUUUUGCUAGAGUUUCGAUCUCAGACAGUUGCGAUCCAUUUUUGGUUGGCCCAACAAGCUGCUACCAGGGUCACUUCCUUAUAACUAAGUACACUGGGGCUUCUGCAGUCUGCUUUAAUGAAUUUCCUUUUCUUUUUUUUCAGUUUAGCCCAAACAAAUAUUUUAAUAUCACAGACCAUUCUAAACCAGAAAAACUACAAAAGAUUGGAUACUGUCUUUUACUGCAGAGCACAAAUCGAUGACUGUGUAAUUCUAAAUUCAGCAGAGGAUAUGUUUCAUAUACAGGAAACUGCAUCUAGAGAGCUCAAGUUAUCUGUAAAACCCUGGACUAGUAUAAGCCACACAUACUCUAACCUCUCACCCUCUCUAAACCAAGCCUAUAUAUACAGUGAUACCACUGAGAAACGGUUUCACCAGGCUCUUUUAAAUUAAGCCCUGCCUUUAAAUAGCAGUCAGAAAAAGAGAAGUGUGAAAAGAGCAGAGCGAUGUUGAAUGCAGAGCUGCAGAGGGGACUGUUCGUAAGGCUGAGAGGGUUCCUGUGGGGCUGUAUAGCAGCAGCCGCAUUAAGACAGGCUCUUCCCAGCUGGGUUCAGGGACAGUUCUGAAGGAGGAGUAUACAGUGGUGGAAGACACUUGGAUAGGAGUGGAAAAAAGAGGACUUUAUUAAGAGGACUUUAUUCAGAGGCUUUAUUAAGGGAAGUCAGAAGAAGGAAGGCAAACAUUUGUUGGCUGGUUUGCCGGCCAUGGGGAACCUCAUUAAGGUCCUUGGCAAAGAUUUAGAGAACUGUCCUCAUUUUUUCCUGGAUUUUGAAAGGGGAUCAUGGGAAAUCUCCUGAAACCGCUGGCUUGCAACGAACUGGAGCAUGGCUCAAUAAUUUUCCUUGACUUUGAACAUGCUCAGCCCACAGAGGCUGAGACAGCCGUGUGGAACCAGGUUAGUGCUGUGCUGGAAGAGGCCCAUGGGAUACUGGCAGAGUUACAGUCUUACAAUGGAGCAGGACAAGAAAUAAGAGAGGCGAUUCAGAACCCCAAUGACCUUCAGUUGCAGGAGAAGGCCUGGAAUGCAGUCUGCCCCCUAGUGGCCAAGCUCAAGAGAUUCUAUGAAUUUUCUCUCAGGCUAGAGAACGCCCUGCGCAGUCUUUUGGAGGCCCUCACUAGCCCACCCUACGCUCCCAUGCAGCAUCUGGAGAGAGAGCAGGCCCUCGCCAAACAGUUUGCAGAGAUCCUGCACUUCACGCUCAGCUUUGAUGAGCUCAAGAUGACAAAUCCAGCCAUACAGAAUGAUUUUAGUUACUAUAGGAGGACCAUCAGCAGGAAUCGGCUGAACAACCAGCAGUUAGAAGCUGAGAAUGAAGUGAAUAACGAAAUGGCCAAUCGGAUGUCGCUCUUCUAUGCUGAAGCCACACCCAUGCUCAAAACUCUGAGCAAUGCCACGACUAAGUUUGUGUCAGAGAACAAGACUUUGCCAAUUGAGGACACCACAGAUUGUCUGAGCACUAUGGCCUGUGUCUGCCGUGUCAUGUUGGAGACUCCGGAGUACCGGUGCCGUUUUACUAACACAGACACCAUGCUGUUCUGCAUGCGUGUGAUGGUGGGCGUCAUCAUCCUUUAUGACCAUGUUCAUCCAGUGGGUGCCUUUGCCAAGACCUCCAAGAUUGAUAUGAAGGGCUGCAUCAAGGUGUUGAAAGAGCAGCCUUCAAACAGCGUAGAGGGACUGCUGAACGCACUGAGGUAUACAACAAGACAUUUAAAUGAUGACAGCACCUCUAAACAAAUCAGGGCCCUUCUUCAAUGAGAGCAGGAGGAGAGUGAAAAAGAGCGACCGUAGAGAAAGAGACUGUCAGAGAACAUACGAGGGUGGCUGGCAAACCUCUGAAACCUGCUUGUUUACAAGAGCAAAAUGCAACUUGAUCUCAAAUUAAAUAAGAUAUUCUAGAAAAGAGAAAGGAAUAUGAAAAAAAAUAAUAUAUAAAUAUAUAUAUAGAGAUUGUUGAUGGUUCAUCAUCGUGUGUCAUUUUAUAAAAGCAGGAAAAAUAGAGAUAUAUAUAUGUAUAUUAAAAUUCAAAAAUCAAACAAAACUACCCGAUACAAAUACAAAGGUCUUACAAAAACAUAUUAAACUUUUAGGAAUCGAAUUCAAACACGAUAGGUAAAACCAUCAACAAAAUGCUUCAUAUUCCAAGUUACGUCUGAGAGUAUUUUUGCACACUUGAAAAGGAUUCCCACUUCACAGGAAAGACUUUAAUGUGGCUUGAAACCAUGAAUAGUUCAGAUCCAUUUUCAUGCGUUUAGACUUGAUUUGUAACGUCUUUGCCUCAUUAUCCUCGAUAUGCUUCAUCCAAUGCAUUCUGGGAAUCGUGGGUUUCCUGAUAAAACUGCAGUCCAUGGCAUUUUCUCUUUGGCACAAAGUCUGUUACAGAAUAAAUGUAAAGAUCACAUCCUUGAGACACAUCUUGACAGAAAUUAAAUGCGUACUAUAACCAUCCAGCUGUAUAUAUUUGGAAAGCACAGGAUAGUUUUGUAAAGAAAUGAAGCGUUUUGUUAGACUUCUUCACUAGUGCUGUACAGCAAUACUCUACACCAAGGUGACAACGGUGAACACAAUCAUUUGAAAUGCCUUCAUACCAAUGUAAUAGACGGUGGAUAAUGCUAACAGCUUGUCUGUGGAGGUUAAAGGCCAGGUGUACAUAUCAUGAGACAAACAAUACUUUAAAUAGCUUGAUUUUUUUUUUUUUUUUUGCUCUUGUAAAGUUUGGAUGCUAAACAGAGCGAAUAAGCCAUGAAACUGACAUAAAGUCAUAAAAUUCAGACGCAAACACACAUUCUGCCCUGUGCCAUAGCUGCUUCCCGUACCACUGCGUCUCAUUCAGUGUCCAGACGGAGCAACAUAUUACAAACAUCAUCUGUAGAAAGCGAGAAACAAACAAACCAAAUCAGACCAUUGUGAAAGACAACACAGCGAUGUGGAUUUGCUUUCCUCUGUAUCCAAAAGCAAAUCAUUGCCAAAUGAGAAUGCAACAUUGCCUUUUAGAUAAAUAGAAAUGAUGCACUGUGUGACGUUCGAGUGAUUCGUUUUGUCAUGAACACAAUCUAAAACUUGAGAUACAUUAUAUACACUCAGAAAACAACAGACUUGAAGCUGUAAAACACGGUGUAAAUAAGAGGAUUUUUCUUGUGUAAUCUUUAUGAGGCCUAAACAAAUGUUCAGUAUAGAUGUGAAAAAGAUGUGGGUUGAAAAACAAAAGAAUGAAUCAAAAAGAUUACAGUGACAAACGCAGUGCUGUACUUUGGGUGUCUCUCGCCAUUCGUCAAACUUGAUUUCUAUAUGGAGUUCUGUUGAAAAACAAAAGCUCUAUGAAUAUAUAGAUGGCAUGCUGUAAAAGUUCAGACAAGACUGUAAAUACGGUGUUUUUAUUCAUUUUUAAUUGUUCGGUGAAUCUGAAUUGGGUAUGUGUUGUCUCUAAGAAAAACCAUGCGUUUUGGCUUGGACCACUGGACUUGCCGUAGACAUUUGUUCCAGAUCAUCAACUUCAUAUCAGCGGGGAAUUCAAACAGGGCAGGGAGGAGGGUGGGGGUGGGGAUGUCCAUUUGCUUGUUAUUUUGUACAUUUUGUGCAAGAAAUAAACUUGUCAUUUACUACAUUCAA